GCGCUCUGCUCCCUCCGCUGCUCACUCUGCGGCUCAGACCUGCAGCCCUCAGAUCAAGUGUUGCUUCAAACUUUUCUCUCCGCUCUCAGGCUGAUCCAGCUGCACCACCGCGCUGGUUUUACGCGCAGCAGCUGGAGAUCCCGUCCUCCCCAGCAUGGAUGACGAGUUCCUCUCCAACCUCUCCCCGGGUCCCCCCGGAGACCCCGAGGCGUUGACCCCCAACUCCACCAUGGAGCCCGGCUGGUGGGGGGCCUCCGACGGCGGGGAGACGGUGCAUUUCGUGGUGCGCUGCGUCAUGACCUCUGUCUACAUCCUCAUCAUCACCGUGGGUCUGCUGGGGAACAUCAUGCUGGUGAAGAUCUUCAUCACCAACAGCGCCAUGCGCAGCGUGCCCAACAUCUUCAUCUCCAGCCUGGCCGCGGGCGACCUGCUCCUGCUGGUCACCUGCGUGCCCGUGGACGCGUUCCGGUACUUCUCGGAGGAGUGGGUGUUCGGCGAGGCGGCAUGCAAGCUCAUCCCCGCCAUCCAGCUCACCUCAGUCGGCGUGUCGGUGUUCACGCUCACGGUUCUCAGCGCGGACAGGUACAAGGCCAUCGUGAACCCGAUGGACAUCCAGACCUCGAGCGCCGUCUUCUGGACUUGUCUGAAAGCCGUUUCCAUCUGGCUGCUGUCCGUCCUGCUGGCCGUCCCUGAAGCCAUUUUCUCUCAAGUGAUUUCCAUGCAGGGUCACAGGGACAACAUGAACGUCACCUUCGUGAACUGCGUGCCCUACCCGCUGUCCAAUCAGAUGCAUCCCAAAAUCCACUCGGUGAUGAUCUUCCUGGUUUACUUCCUGAUCCCUAUGACCAUCAUCACAGUGUAUUACUACCACAUUGCCCAAACACUGAUCAAGAGUGCCUACAACAUGCCGGGGGAAGUCAGUGAACACACCAAGAGACAGAUGGAGACGAGGAAGCGCCUGGCGAAGAUCGUGUUGGUCUUCGUGGGCCUGUUCGCCUUGUGCUGGUUCCCCAACCACGUGCUCUACAUGUACCGCUCCUUCCACUACCACCAGAUGGACCUGUCGCUGGCCCACCUCGUCAUCACGUUGGUGGCCAGAGUCCUCAGCUUCUCCUCCUCCUGCGUCAACCCGUUCGCCCUCUACCUGCUCAGUGAGAGCUUCCGGCGGCACUUCAACAGUCAGCUGCGUUGUGGUCGAGGACCCCGUCCCGAACGCCAGCCCAGCUACAUGCACAGCACCUCUCACAUCCACCUCACCUCCAUCAAGAAGACCACGCCCACCGCCGUCAUUGUGGCUCCGGCAGCAAACGGGAACUCCUGCACUCAGGAAGUGGCUCUGUGAAGUUUCCAGGAUCCUCUGCAGAGACGAUAAUCCUGUGUGAGAGAGAGUCUGGGGAAGAAACCCAGAAAAAAACUGCUGACAUGGUCCACCAAUUGGAUGAUUCACAGCAUCAGGAUAAAUCAUGACCAUCAAAAACAACCAAAACAAGAAGUGCCUCUUUGAAACAAAAAAGAGCAGAAAUACCUUGAGAAUGUGCUACAGCUCUCCACAGAACAGCAGCGACCAACUGAGGCUGUAGAAACAGGCAUCAACACAUCCAGUCAAGCUUUGAAGACGGUUUGUCUGAACUUUUGUCUGGCAAAAAGUGCAUGCGACCACUGCAUGUCUGUGAAUGCAGUGGUUCAAAGACAUCCAAAGGCUUUGGGUCGAGCAGAUGAACCUGGAAAUAUCUGCAAACUCCUGUCAUCUUUGGAGAUAUGAAGCUCAACGGGAAGCUUUACAAUGUAAAACUGAAAAAUGAAACUGCAGGUGGCUCUGCCAUGAACAGUCACUGUUCUACAGGUAGAAAUAACAGGUGAUGCUCUGGGAAUGAAGUCAGUACCAUGAGAGUUUAGUCAUGUAUACUAACAGGCCUUUCCCUUCCUUUAAUGUCCAGAAAUUACUCACAUUUCAGGUGAAAUAUUGUAAAACAGUGAAGAUAAAUUGAUCUUUUACUGAACGUCCCUCACAGGGAAAACCAGACUUACAAUUAGAGAUUGGAAAACAUCUCAAAUUAACAACAUACUGUUUUAACAAAAUCACGUUUGCAUCACUGGCUGUCACCACAAACUCCUCCAAUAAAAUUAAAUGAGUGAAACAUUUUUAUCCACAGCUGCUUAAAGUUGAUCAAGUGUCUCAGAGCUUCUAGUUACAAAUCUACAAAUUUCUGUUUCUUUGAGGUACAAACAUGAGGCGACAGAGAAACCCAAAUCCCCAUCAAGCAAAACGGAAAAGGCUUCAUAAACAUGCCAUUCAAUUAAAAGCUUUGUGUGGCAUCUCGUCACCAUGCAGAAGGAGGAUGGAGGUACAGCAGGUAGAAAUGCUGGAGUCACAGUGUCUCCCUAGCAGCCAUCAGAUGCCAAAAAGAAACAAAAAAAGCUUAUUUCAUCCUACCAUCACAAACGUACUCAUUGUGAUGGCACACUGUUAUUCCACUGGGACCUUAACUGCAAAUGUUGCUUUUCUGGCGUCAGACUAAGAGUUUUUGGUAAAGGAUGAAUUACUUCAUGUCUCCUGAGUAAGGUAGAGGACCCGUAAUGCUGUGGGACGCCAGGACAUCAACACUAAGGUGAAAUGAUUUACUCCAGUGGCAAAAAGGAGAGGUGCAAACUGUUAACAACAAUAAUUGAUGAUUCUGUUUAAAAGUUAUUUCUUCUUGUUUCCACAAUUACAAGCAGAAUUUUGAGAAAAAAAUAUAUUUUAAUGGUUUAUAUUCAUAGUUACUAACAGAUGGUCAACAUUCAAUUAUUGAGAAAAAAAAUCUUCAUGAUGCCACAAUUAUCAGAACAUAUUGAUGAUGUUUGAGGUGGAGGUUUAAAUGACUGAAUGAUUUUGAGAUCAAAAUGAUCAAUAUGUGGGUUUGAUAAGAACACAUUAGUUUCCAUAAAACCAGCAAACAUCGUUAGUGACUGUUGAUCCGUUGGUAGAAAAGCCUCUGAAGGUUCAGGAAGAGAUGAUUUGGAAUUAAUUAACCGAAAGUGAGCUCAACACAAUCCCCGUUUUCCCUCUGCUGCCUGUAAUUAGUGUCUAAUUGCAUUACGGGAAUGAAUUUUUAUUAAAGAGCUGUGAAGUAAACGGUUUCAGGAAUCAGUCAAACUGCGUUUAAUUAAAUGGAUUGAUUUACUUCCAGGAGUCAAGUUUGAGUUUUCAGCUAAUCCUGCUGCUAAUAUGUAUUUCCAUCUGGCUGCUGUGGGUUGUGUGGUUCCUGUCCCAGCAUGCCCUGCUUCCUGUGGGGCUUUAGAGACGCAGACACACAGAGAGGAAAGUGAUGCCUUAUGGAGAGAUUCCUGCUGAUUGCAUGGACUAACAGCCCAGUGAUCAUCAUCAUCAUCAUCGCUUUGUGUUGGUGCUUCAGCCUCAACUCAGAGGUGAUGAUCUGUGCUUUAUUUUGAGAAAAAUCUCCACAAUUUGCUCUUCUUUAAGCCGUGUUCUGAUAUUUUUCCUUCUUUCAAAUGCUUGAUGUGUUUUUGUUUUAUGUAUUUGGCAUGCUUCUUGUUUUUCUGCUUUGCUCUGUAAUAAAUGUUUCUGUGCAGGAACCGUUUGGUCUCUGCUUGAUGGAAAUCGUUGAAUAAAGGUUCAGUCUGUGUGA
Messenger RNA from Poeciliopsis prolifica (blackstripe livebearer), 3629 nucleotides. It is a transcript of the gene nmbr, whose product is annotated as neuromedin B receptor. The record is from RefSeq and is a predicted model, not a curated record. Gene Ontology annotation, biological process: bombesin receptor signaling pathway. The coding region runs from base 155 to 1342 and encodes 395 amino acids. Lineage: Eukaryota; Metazoa; Chordata; Actinopteri; Cyprinodontiformes; Poeciliidae. Gene Ontology annotation, molecular function: bombesin receptor activity. The transcript has 5 exons. Gene Ontology annotation, cellular component: membrane.